Molecule: messenger RNA, 2990 nt
Organism: Cydia pomonella (codling moth)
Lineage: Eukaryota; Metazoa; Arthropoda; Insecta; Lepidoptera; Tortricidae
Exons: 3
Coding region: 462-1049 (195 amino acids)
Source: RefSeq, a predicted model, not a curated record
UGUGAUAGUGCCCUCCUCGGCAAUAUUUCGCGACGGGCUGAAUGUGUCCCUGAUCCUUACGGUUGUAAUUUCACGUCUGGGAAGUUCGCUUUCUCUUUUUGUUUGUAAUGUACAUUUUCCUCGGGUCCAAGACCUUUGUCGAAAUCUCUCCUUUUGUCCCGAUCUAAUGUCGGAUAACAGGAGAUUUAAUAUAGACGCCUGUAAAUUCCGUGCCACUUACAGCGUGUCGAACUCGAAUUCUGUAUUUAAUGCAAGAUUAGCUGAUUACACGAUGAAUCCCUUUUUAUUUAGGGUCGCUCUUUUGUGUUCGUACAAUAUGAUGUCGUAUGUCGUUUUAGUAGGUAUGAUUGUGAAACGGGUACUGAUAUCUGAGAUGGUGCGUUAAAUCGAUUAGAUGAACCUACUAAUCAAAACGAUAAAAUAUAGCCAUUUCGCCAGUUGUUUUAUACUCCCGCAUAAAGAUGUUGUUUCACGUUAUAUUUAUUUGCACACUGAUAUUCCAUAUCCCAGAUAUUUAUGGGACGGUUUAUACAGAUUUAAAUGCAACCGAUAAAUUUACCGAUUUUAAAUUAAAAUACAAUAAAGAGUAUAACAACUCGUUUGAUGAAAGAAAUCAUUAUUUGGCAUUUAUUAACAACUUGAAUGCCGCAGCGGCACUCAACGCUACAUCGCAAGGGAGCAAGACCAUCUAUGUGAUGAAUAAAUAUGCAGAUUUGGACCCGGCGGAAGUUGAGGAAAGCUACGCUAUUCACUUAAAGACUUAUGAUGCGGUCAAAGAAGGAGAUCAUCAGGAGGUAUUAAGAAGUGAUCAUGGAAUUGAAAUUAAUGACAAUAAUCUGUUUAAUUUAAAAAAUUCCGAUGACCUUUUUGAAAAGUAUAUUCAAGAGGAACAAAGAAACUUAAAGGACAAGCGCGACGGCUUUAUACAUUUCUACAGGUUUGUUAAGACACUGGCACAGAAAAAUAGAGGCAUCUAUGAAGGCAACGACGCUCCGGACCUGGGGCAUACUGCGGAUAUAUUGACAGAAAGCAAUGAGUUUUUCUAUUGAGGUUAUUUCUACAACGGUCGUCGUUAAUUCGUUUUUUAGGGUUCCGUAGUCAACUAGGAACCCUUAUAGUUUCGCCAUGUCCGUCUGUCUGUCUGUCUGUCCGAGGCUUUGCUCCGUGGUCGUUAGUGCUAGAAAGCUGAAAUUUGGCAUGGAUAUAUAAAUCAAUAAAGCCGACAAAGUCGUACAAUAAAAUCUAAAAUUUUUUUUUAGGGUACAUCCCCUACACGUAAAAUGGGGGUGAAAUUUUUUUUUCGCUUCAACCCUAGAGUGUGGGGUAUCGUUGGAAAGUUCUUUCAAAACUAAUAGGGGUUUUCAAGAAACAUUUUUUGAUAAAGUGAAUGUAUUCGGAGAUAAUCGCUCCGAAAGAAAAAAAUAAAUGUGUCCCCCCCCCCUCUAACUUUUGAACCAUAGACCAUAGUUCCAAAAAAUAUGAACAAAAUCGUGGAAGUAGAGCUUAAGAAAGACAAUUAAUGAAAACUAUAGCGGACAUGAUCAGUUUAGCUGUUUUUGAGUUAUCGCAAAAAGUUUUCCCUUCAUAGUAAAAAGACUUACUUUAAUUAGGUACUGAUUAUGCAAAUUUGCCUAUUUGUUUAACUCGGGUGAAAGGUACCGUUUCAUCCCUUGGUUAACAAUUUACUAUACUUUAAGCUCCAGUUUAGCUUAUUGUGACGGAAGAGUAACUACGGAACCCUACACUGAGCGUGGCCCGACAUGCUCUUGGCCGGUUUUUUAUUGGAUUGUAUUGUCUGGAUAUAAUAAUAUUUCUGUAACGCCGGUUCUUUGACUUCAGGAAAUUAUUUUUCUCAAGCUUGCAAUGUAAUGUUGACAUGACUUACUUCAAAUUAGGUCCGGAAAUACUACAUGUCAGGUGCGAUGAGUGAAGAUGAUAUGUACCUAAAGGAAUUUCAUACAGCCAUACACACCUAGGCCUGUAAGGCAACCUUCUUUUGUUUUUAAACGUCAAAUUAUGGCAUGUCUUGGCCAACUUAACUUAAACUUAACCAUAAAAAACCUAUAAGCAAAAUUAUGUUUUUUUCUAGUCAAAUCUUUAUAGGGCUGUAUCUCCUAAACGGUGCGUCGUAGCGCAGAAAUAAUCAAAUUUUCGUUCCCCUUUCGAGAACCCUGAAAUAAUAGUAAACCUACUAUUAAUACCUAGUAACUGAGGUAAUGUCCAACCUGAACAAAGGGCGCCACUGUGGAGGCGUAUUCUGUGACCUGACAAAAGCUUUUGACUGUGUCAGUCAUGAAAUACUCCUAAAUAAGCUUGAGUACUACGGAGUUCGUGGCACAGCUCUUAAUCUUUUUGAAUCUUAUCUGACUGAUCGUACACAGUAUGUAGAGAUUUCUUGUGGAGAUAAUAUUAACAUAUUAAAUACGGGGUGUCACAUGGUUCAGUACUUGGGCCCUUAUUAUUUCUAAUAUUUAUUAAUGAUUUACCAGUAAAUCUUACUCAUGGCACACCAUACUCGUACGCCGACGACACUAGCAUAAUAUUAAUUGCGAACACUGCUCACGAGUUUUGUUCACAAAUCGGACAUGCUGGAUGGAACUAGAAAGGUGGUUUACUUGCAAUGGUUUGAAAAUAAAUUGUGGGAAAAGUUUUUACAUCAUCUUUCGCCGGAGCUUUAGAAGUACUGAUUUAAGUUGUAAUUUGCCUAUAGAAAAAUCUGAUUGUAUUCGAUUUUUGGGAGUAGAUCUUGAUCCAUAUCUGAGGUGGCAUAGCCAGAUAGAGACGGUAUGCAAAAGAUUAGCCAGUGCAUGUUACUCACUAAAAUGCAUUUUAAAAAUUGCAGACUCCACUAUCUUAAAAACUGAUUACUUCUCAUAUUUUGAAAGUAUUUAGAUACUGUAUUUAAGUUUGGGGUAACGGCCCAGGCAUUAAUUCGGUGUUACUCUUGCAGAAAAAGGCACUACGUCUUAUAACUGGAUCCAUACGUAUAC